Molecule: messenger RNA, 2608 nt
Organism: Cuscuta epithymum
Lineage: Eukaryota; Viridiplantae; Streptophyta; Magnoliopsida; Solanales; Convolvulaceae
Source: the annotation of a GenBank genome assembly
UUCAAUCCUUGGCACUCUGUGAACUUGACCGCCCGGCGCUACCAAAGUGGCAAACAGAACUCUGAAUGUAGUUUUGGAACAGCUAGAAGAUCAAUGGCAUGACUUUAUCUAUGGGUCUCGCCUGCUUUUUGUGGAUCUUCGACACACUUUCAGCGUGAUCUCCCUGCACGGCUAAGAAGCCUGCCUGAAAAAUGAAGAAGAUGAAUGGCUUUCCCGGGCUCUUUUUCGGUUGGUCAUGGAGACAAUUAUCACCGGGUAACUUCCAUUUACCCAUCCCUCACUUUCCCUUCUUUAACUUCCCCUGUAGUUUUCAUGAUGUUCCUGCUGUGCCGAAAAUUCAAGAUUCGUACUCUCAACUCAGUAAAUCUAAGUUUGCGAGUAUUAUUAAGUUGGACGAUGCAAUUGGUUUGUACCGUCACAUGGUUACAAUGAAACCUCGUCCUCCCAUAGUGAAAUUCAACCAGCUCUUGAAUGCUGUUGUCAAGAUGGGUUGUUACCCCGAGGCUGUCUCUCUAUUUCGAGAUUUUUUUGUUUCCGGCCUUCUGAUAGAUGAGUUCACACUCAACAUUGCUGCCAAUUCCCUUGCCCGUUUGCACAGAGUAGAUUUUGCAUUUGCUGUUUUAGGAAUCCAUUUCAAGCUGGGUCUAGUACCUGAUGUGGUUUUGUUCAGCACCUUACUGAAAGGGCUUUUUCUGCAACAUAGGGUUCAAGACGCUGUUUGGUUGUUCCAGAAAGUAUUGAAUGAAAAAGUAUGUGAGGUAAAUGAAUUCACAUUAUCCAUACUCAUUGAUGGCCUCUGCAAGGUAGGACACACUGGCAAAGCUGUUAAGCUGCUUCACUUAUUUGACGAGAAGGGAAAUUGCAAGCCAAAUGUAUUUGCAUAUAACACCAUCAUUGACUCAUUGUGUAAGGAUAAAAUGGUGGACAAUGCUCUUGACUUGUUACAGAAGAUGAUGGGAAAGGGAAUUCCUCCCGAUGUUGUGACAUAUAAUUCACUUUUUGAUGGGCUUUGCAAACUCAGUCGGUGGGAAGAGGUCGAAAAGUUACUGAACGGAUUGAUUGACUAUAGAGUUCCGCUCAAUGUCCGUACAUACACCAUUCUAGUUGUUGGAUUUUGCAGGGAAGGAUGGAUUGGCAGUGCUGCAAAACUCAUAGAUAGAAUGAUCCAAGAAGGUCUGGAACCUAAUGUAAUCACAUACAGUGCUUUGAUAGAUGGGUACUGCUUACACGGAAAACUGAACAAUGCGUUGGAACUCCUACAGACCAUGAUAGAUAGGGGAUGUGACCCUAAUAUAUUCACUUAUAGCAUUUUAAUGAAUGGAUAUUACAAGAGUGGGUGUUCAAAUCAGACCAUACACUUAUUUGAAAAUUUACAAAGUCGAGGCUUAAAACCCGAUGUUGUUACCUACAACAUUAUGUUGGCGUGUUUGUUUCACAAUGGGGAAUGUGAGGAUGCUGAGAAGCUUUUUAAGGAAAUGGUGAGAAAUCAAGAACAUCCAACUCUCUUCACCUACACUAUUCUUCUAGAUGGAUUCUGUAAGAAUCAUCGUGUUCCUCAAGCGCUAUCUUUAUUGAGAAUGAUGGAAAGUCAUAGUCCUACCCCCGAUAUAGUCUGUUAUACUAGUGUCAUUGAUGGGUUAUGGAAUGAUGGGAAGGCAUGGAGUGCAAUGGAACUCUUUGAUGCCCUUCCCUCUAAAGGAGUGAUGCCAGAUAAAUUUACUUACAGUAGAAUGAUAAGUGGGCUUUGCCGAGAAGGUUUGCUCGAAGAUGCUAGAGAUAUGUUCAACAAAAUGAAGAAAAACGGUUAUACUGCUAAUAGCGUGGCAUACAAUGUAUUCAUCCGUGGGUUACUGAAAAAGAAUGAAUAUUGUGAAGCUGUAUUACUUUUAGAAGAGAUGUCAAGACUUGGACUCUCACCCGACAAUAGCACAUGUGAGAUUGUACUGAAGACCAUUUUGCAAAAAGGACCGGAUUCCGAUAUGCUUCAUAUGCUCCUGAAUAUAAAGGGACAUUGUGAAAGUAUUAGUUCUUAAAAUUAGUUAGAGAAAAGGGUCAUAUAAGCCCCUGUACUAUUGCAAAAACAUCACUUAAACUCAUCUACUUAAAAAAACAUCACAUAAACAUAUCAACUCUUAAAAGAGGAUCACAUUAACCAAAUUACCGGCAUUUCACCCUUUUUAGCCGGUCAGUUCAUUUCUUUUCUUUUUCUUUAUUUUUCCGUCUCCCCUUUUGAUUCUCUUUCUUCGUUUCAUUUCUCCAACUAUCUCUUCUAGUCUUCUUCGCACUCAUUUGCAGGAAUUGCAUAUUUGUUUUUUUUCUUGUUCCUUUUUCUUUCUCUUUUUUCUUUAAUUUCUAGCUAGUUACUCCCGAUCGAAUGCACUGAACUUCUUUACCUUUUGUUUUUUAAUUCUCCUUAUCUAUCUUCCGCUGGGUUCCUACUUCAGCUCCCGGCCCGUCCCCCCUUCUUACAUACACUUCUUCUAUUUUUGUUCCUCUAAUUUUAAUAUUCUUCUUUUCUGAUCUUCCUGAUGAAGAUGGAACGUAAGAGCAAACAGUAUUGGCAAAUAAAAGCUUUAUCUAGAGGUCUAGACAAACAUGUGAAACUGUG